AUGGGGUAGAGUACUUCUACUCCUUUGUCCCUGACCCUGGACCAUUGGUCAGAAGUCAAGGGGCGAGCUCAAAACCUUUCCCUUGUCAUCAGAAAGGGCAAGUGGCAGACCUUCUGCUCGUCCGAGUGGCCCACCCUUAAUGUCGGAUGGCCUCCGGAGGGGUCUUUCCAUUUGCCUCUCAUAAGGGAAGUGAGGAAUCUUGUUUUCCAGCCUGGCCGACAUGGACACCCGGAUCAGGAGCCUUACAUUUUGGUUUGGCAAGACUUAUGUGAACAUCCCCCGGCGUGGGUCAAGCCCUUUUUACCCCCUGAUUCUCUCCCUAGGUCGUCGGUCUCUGUUCCCGAAUCUACUAUUCUUCCUGUAAAGCCAGCUCUGCCUUCCCCUCCACCCUCUGCUCCCCCGGUUCUUCCAGACUCACAACCUGAUCUUAUCCUUCUUGAUCUCUCGCCACCCCCUUAUGCUUCGGCCGGAGCAUCGCGAUGCGACCAAGGGCCUCCUCCGGCACCUGGCCCAGUUCCUCCGCCCGUGUCCCCGGCGGCGGCCUUCCCAGAUUCUACCAUCGAGGGCCCCCUGCCACCACCAGGCAGCGGACCAGCACAGCGGACUCGGAGCCGAUUCCAACCGGAUGAAGGGCCUGUAGCCACUACUCUGCCGUUGCGCCCAUACGGGCCAAUGGUAGAUAAUGGGGAAGGGGGGGAAAUGCCGGCCCUCCAAUAUUGGCCCUUUUCCUCCUCAGACCUGUAUAACUGGAAAAAUAAUAAUCCUCCUUUUUCUGAAGACCCCACCCGACUGACAGGUCUCGUGGAGUCUCUCAUGUUUUCUCAUCAGCCCACCUGGGAUGACUGCCAACAGCUAUUGGGGACUCUCUUUACCACUGAAGAGAGAGACCGCAUACUUCUAGAAGCGCGAAAGAACGUCCCGGGACAAGACGGGCGUCCGACGCAGUUGCCGAACAUCAUUGAUGACAUCUUCCCGCUGACGCGCCCUAGUUGGGAUCCGAAUUCUCCGGAAGGUAGGGAGCAUCUGUCCUCCUAUCGCCAGGCUCUUGUGGCAGGUCUCCGGGCAGCCUCCAGGCGGCCCACUAAUUUGGCCAAGGUAAGAGAGGUCGUUCAGGGUCCCACUGAAUCUCCCGCGGUCUUUUUAGAAAGGCUAAUGGAAGCCUAUCGGAGGUUCACUCCCUUCGACCCACAGUCAGAGGACCAAAGGGCUUCAGUGGCCAUGGCCUUCAUUGGCCAAUCCGCUGCCGAUAUACGGCGUAAGCUACAACGCCUGGAAGGAUUGCAAGACCUCACCCUUAGAGAUUUAGUCAAAGAAGCAGAUAAAGUUUUUCACAAAAGGGAGACAGAAGAAGAAAAGGAAGAACGAAAGGAAAGGGAGAGAGAGGAUGCUAGAGACAAGAAGAGAAAUAAGGAAUUAACUAAAAUCCUGGCCACAGUGGUAGAUAGCGGAAAGAAACAGAAAAAAAAGGGAGGCAGUACCGGGCCACGACCGAGCUUAGACCCGAACCAGUGUGCCUACUGUAAGGAACACAGGCACUGGAAGAAAGACUGUCCUAAGAGACCCAAAAAGGGCCUGCAGGCUAAGCAGCCUGCCCUGUUAGCCCUGGAUGAAGACUAGGGAAGACGGGGCUCGAAUCCCCUCCCCGAGCUCAGGGUAAAAUUUGAUGUGGAAGGGACCCCCAUUAACUUUGAGGUGGACACCGGAGCUGUUUACUCGGCGCUACAGGCCCCUCUGGGGCCUCUGUCAACUAAAAGGUCCCUGGUGAGGGGUGCCAACGGCAGCCGAUACCGAGCCUGGACCACCAAAAGAACUUUGGAUUUGGGAAGGGGAAAGGUCCACCAUUCCUUUCUGGUCAUACCUGACUGCCCGGCUCCUCUUAUGGGAAGAGACCUGCUCACCAAAUUAAAGGCCCGCAUCACCUUCAACCCAGGAGGGCCAAAAGUGGAGUUCCUAAGCCCCCUAGUUCAGGAACCGGUGGUUACUGCCCUGACGAUGUCUAUAGAAGACGAAUAUCGCCUAUAUGGCUCCCCGAUAAAGGAGCAGGAUAUGACAAAAUGGCUUAAAGAAUAUCCCGAUGCCUGGGCAGAGAAGGCCGGACUGGGACUAGCCAGGGAUCAACCCCCAGUAGUGGUUGCCCUAAAGACCUCAGCAAUUCCAGUCCGGGUAAGGCAGUAUCCUAUGAGUAAGGAAGCCAGGGAGGGGAUCAGGCCACACAUUUUGAAGCUACUGCAAGGAGGUGUCUUGAAGCCCUGCCAGUCAGCCUGGAAUACACCACUCCUUCCCGUUAAGAAACCGGGGACUGGGGACUAUCGACCAGUGCAAGAUCUGCGAGAAGUUAAUAGUAGAGUACAGGACAUUCACCCCACUGUCCCAAACCAUUACAAUCUUCUGAGUUCUCUUCCGCCUGACAGGAGUUGGUACACUGUAUUGGACUUAAAAGAUGCCUUUUUCUGCCUGCGGCUCUACGAGGGCAGCCAACCACUGUUCGCCUUCGAAUGGACCGACCCGGAGGCUGGUAUUGCUGGACAGUUAACUUGGACCAGGCUACCCCAAGGGUUUAAAAACUCCCCCACGAUCUUUGAUGAAGCUCUCCAUCAGGAUCUGAGAGCCUUCAGAACCCAGCACUCGGAGGUAACCCUGCUUCAGUAUGUAGACGACCUACUGCUGGCGGCAUCGUCACAGGAAGAAUGUGAGUACGGGACUCGCUCCUUAUUACAGGAGCUCGCUCGGCUUGGGUAUAGGGCAUCAGCUAAGAAGGCCCAAAUAUGCAGACAGGAAGUCACUUUCCUGGGGUAUACUCUCCGGGGAGGAAAGCGCUGGCUGACUGAGGCGCGAAAAAAGACUGUGGUGCAGAUCCCUGCACCAACUUCCAGGAAGCAACUCCGAGAGUUUCUGGGGACGGCUGGGUUCUGUAGGCUGUGGAUUCCGGGAUUUGCCUCCCUAGCCGCCCCUUUGUACCCGCUCCUGAAGGGGGAUGCAGAAUUCUCUUGGGGGCCUGAACAAUAGCAAGCCUUUGAUGAGAUAAAGAAGGCCCUGCUAUCAGCCCCGGCAUUAGCACUUCCUGAUGUUGAAAAGCCCUUCACCCUUUAUAUAGAGGAGCGAGGGGGAGUGGCCAGAGGGGUCCUAACUCAGGCGUUAGGGCCCUGGAAGAGACCUGUAGCCUAUCUGUCCAAACGCUUGGACUCGGUAGCUGAGGGCUGGCCCCGCUGCUUGAAAGCUAUAGCUGCAGCCGCCCUGCUAGCCAAAGAUGCAGAUAAACUAACCCUGGAGCAAAGACUUACUAUUGUGGCCCCCCACAUGCUGGAAAGUAUUGUCAGGCAGCCCCCCGACCGAUGGCUCUCGAAUGCCCGCAUCACACACUAUCAGAGCAUUCUACUGGACAGAGAUCGAGUAACCUUUGGACCUCCAGUUGUUUUAAACCCUGCCACCCUACUCCCGGAUGAGGCUGCAGACCCGGUCCUGCACUCCUGCCAGGAUAUCCUGGCCGAAGAAGCAGGAAUCCGUCGUGACCUGAAGGACCUCCCAUUGCCAGACUCGGAGGUGACUUGGUUCACCGACGGUAGCAGCUUCCUACGGCACGGUAAGAGACGCGCGGGGGCGGCAGUAGUCAACAAGGACAAGGUCAUAUGGUCCGCAGGGCUGCCAGAAGGGACUUCUGCUCAGAAGGCCGAGCUGAUCGCCCUCACAAAGGCCUUAGAACUGGCGGAGGGAAAGAAGGCUACAAUCUACACCGACAGCCGUUAUGCCUUCGCUACUGCCCAUGUACAUGGGGCCAUAUAUCAGCAGAGGGGGCUCUUGACCUCAGCAGGAAAAGACAUAAAACACAAGGCUGAAAUCCUCCAACUACUUGCAGCUGUCCUAUUGCCCUCCAAAUUAGCUAUUGUCCAUUGCCCCGGCCAUCAAAAGGGGUCGGACCCUGUAGCUACAGGGACUCGGCGAGCGGACGAAGAAGCUAAGGCGGCGGCUCUUAGAGGAGCAGAGGCUCUAGCACUAGUGGCCAAAACUCCCGAGGCGCCCGCACCCACAGAAAGCCAGGGGCAACAAGCAACUUCCUACUUGCAGCAUGUGCACCGGCUCACUCAUCUAGGGGCUAGGAAGAUGCAGGAACUGCUGAGAGAGCAGCCUUUCUCCCUGACUGCGUCGGAAAACAAAAGAUUGACGGAACAAGUAGCUAAGAAUUGUCAGGCCUGCCAGGUUGUAAAUGCACAUCCAUCCCAAACCUCAGAUGGAAAGAGACUUAAGGGAAAUAGGCCUGGCCAGUUCUGGGAAGUAGACUUCACUGAGAUCAAACCAGCUAAAUAUGGGUUAAAGUUUCUUUUAGUUUUUGUAGAUACCUUCUCAGGAUGGGUGGAAGCCUACCCCACCCGCAGAGAAACCGCGCAAGUGGUGGCUAAGAAAAUUAUGGAAGAACUCUUUCCUCGAUUUGGACUACCACAGGUAAUCGGGUCUGACAAUGGACCUGCUUUCGUGGCCCAGGUAAGUCAGGGCGUGGCCAAGGUAUUGGGGAUCAAUUGGAAAUUGCAUUGUGCUUAUCGUCCCCAAAGUUCAGGGCAGGUAGAAAGAAUGAAUAGAACAAUUAAGGAGACCUUAACUAAAUUGACCAUAGAGACUGGCAAUCAGGAUUGGACCAUGCUCCUACCUUACGCCCUGUUCCGUGCUCGGAACACACCCUCUCCCUCCAUGUAUAACCUCACCCCUUUUGAGAUUCUGUAUGGAACCCCACCUCCAAUCUCAAAAAUGACGCCUGCCACAGAUCCGAACUUAUUAUCCCAUGCUCCUCUACUUGCCAGGUUAAAAGCUCAAGAGGGAAUCCAGCGAUUUGUCUGGAAGCCCCUGGCCUCUGCUUACCAGCCAGGAGACCUCAAGGUGCCCCACUCCUUCUGCGUUGGAGACUCAGUGUUCAUGAGGAGGCACCAGACCCACAGCUUAGAGCCCCGGUGGAAAGGACCCUACAUAGUGCUGCUGACCACUCCGACUGCGGUGAAAGUAGAUGGCAUCGCAUCGUGGAUCCAUGCUUCUCAUCUCAAGCCUGCCCCACAGCCAGGACCUGAAUGGACAAUGGAAAGGACUGACAAUCCUCUUAAGCUUCGCUUUCGCCGUAAGCCCUUGCCUGCCCAGUCUGAUGCCUGGGAAGUCGUCAACCCAACAGGACAAGUGGUCUGGUCGAUCGAGGGCACCCACAACCCAGGUACCUGGUGGCCCACAUUACACCCCGAUAUCUGCCAACUGGCCGUUGGCCUGGACACCUGGGACAUAGAUGACUAUGAGGACCCUAAUAACAUCCCAAAAGACAACCCCUACAGUAGCUUAGGAUACGAGAUAACAUCUAGCGAGAACAACCUCCCAGGGUGUCGUACCCCACACAAACGCUACCUCCUCAAGGCCCUCACCUUCUAUGUUUGCCCAAAAGAUGACCGGAGCCGACAGAUGAUGCGGCAAUGCGGUGGGCCUGAAUCCCUCUAUUGUGCAGCGUGGGGGUGUGAGACCACGGGGACAGCUUAUUGGGUCACUGGAUCAAAAUCAGAUUGGCUUACUGUUCACUGGAACAGCACUAGGAGGGAAUGUGCUGCAAGUGCUUUGUGCAAUGGGCUGAACAUCUCCUUUACGGAAAUAGGUAGAAUGAGCAACAAACUUAACCGCUGGUAUAAGGGGAGGACAUGGGGACUUAGGUUCUAUGCCUCUGGACAUGACUUUGGCCUCUGGUUUACUGUCAGGCUACAGAAAAGGACCACACCAGUCCUUGUGGGGCCCAAUCUGGCAAUUCGACCGGUCCAGCCAUCUCGCAGUCACCAGUCAGUAAGAAUGAGGGCAACUCCUCCCCCGGUUACUGCCACCCCAGAAAGCACCUCGCAAGCCCAGAAUAGCAAGGCCCCUGCCCUAACAGGACCAAGUGGUAGGUUCCCUCUGUUCAACCUCAUAAGCGGGGCCUACGCUGCUCUUAAUGCAACCCAGGACGGAUUAACUCAGUCCUGCUGGCUCUGCCUCUCGGCGGCACCCCCUUACUAUGAAGGAAUUGCUGUAAAUGGGACCUACAACCUAACGAGCAACUCCUCUGCUUGCAAUUGGGGGAAUAAUCACCAGCUAACCCUCCCUGAGGUUUCUGGCAGAGGACUCUGCAUAGGAAACCCCCCUUCAAGUUACCAGCAGCUAUGUGCCAGAGCUGUCCCUAUAAACUCCACUAAUGAGUACCUGGCUUCAGAGGCCGGGACCUGGUGGGCCUGCGACACUGGCCUAACCCCCUGUGUGUCCGCUGCUAUUUUCCAUAACAGUCACCAUUUCUGUGUUAUGGUUCGUUUGUUUCCCCGGGUAUUAUACCAUGGGGCAGACUCGUUCGAAGAAAAAGCAGAAGGGCAGGUCACCCGCUUCAGGAGGGAGCCCCUGUCACUCACUUUGGCCAUUCUCCUGGGGGCUAGAACAGCAGUAGGAAUAGGAGUUGGAACCACAGCUCUUAUCCAAGGGCCUAGCCAGUUACAACAGCUCCAAGCUGCCAUAGACCAAGACUUAAAAGAAUUAGAAACUUCUGUAACAGCCCUUAAAAACUCCCUCACCUCACUCUCAGAGGUAGUUCUGCAAAAUAGACGGGGCCUGGAUCUCCUAUUUAUGCAGGAAGGUGGACUUUGUGUAGCCCUCCGAGAAGAGUGCUGUUUCUAUGCUGAUCAUACAGGGGUAGUUGAAGAAUCCUUGACCAAACUCCGACAGCGGCUGGCCGAGCGGCAGAAGGAGAGGGAGGCACAGAGAGGUUGGUUUGAAUCUUGGUUUACACAGUCACCCUGGUUAACAACCCUCGUGUCAGCAGUGACUGGACCACUCAUAGUCCUGCUGUUAAUCUUCACCAUAGGACCCUGUGUCCUAAAUAAACUCAUAAAAUUCAUACAGCAGAGGAUAGGAGAUAUUAAGCUCCUAAUCAUCAGGCAGCAAUAUGCAGCCUUGCCUGAGUCAGAUGGUCUCUAG
This is a messenger RNA of Eptesicus fuscus (big brown bat), 6951 nucleotides long. RefSeq lists its product as uncharacterized. Gene Ontology annotation, molecular function: zinc ion binding; nucleic acid binding; aspartic-type endopeptidase activity. The transcript is spliced from 2 exons. Lineage: Eukaryota; Metazoa; Chordata; Mammalia; Chiroptera; Vespertilionidae. Gene Ontology annotation, biological process: proteolysis; virion assembly; DNA integration. The record is from RefSeq and is a predicted model, not a curated record.